CUUCUUCCCCGCGUGUCCCGCUGCGUGCUCCUGGGGGCCGCGGGUUCGGUCCCCAGGUCCGGCUCGGCCCGUUCUGGCCCGGCAUGAACCGCUACGUGGUGCCGCUGUCCGUGCUGGGCACGGCGGUGGGUGCUGCCGUGCUGCUCAAGGACCAUGUGGCGGGUGGGGCCUGUCCCAGCAAGGCCACCAUUCCUGGCAAGACAGUCAUCGUCACGGGCGCCAACACGGGCAUCGGGAAGCAGACGGCCCUGGAGCUGGCCCGGCGAGGUGCCAAAGUCAUCCUGGCCUGCAGGGACCUGGACAAGUGCGAGGAGGCCGCCAAGUUCAUCCGCGGGGAGACGCUCAACCGCCGAGUCAGCGCCCGCCAGCUGGACUUGGCCUCACUCCAGUCAGUCCGAGACUUCGCCGCCAAGGUCAUCCAAGAGGAGGAGCAUGUUCAUGUCCUGAUCAACAACGCGGCCGUGAUGCGCUGCCCGCACUGGACCACCCAGGACGGCUUCGAGAUGCAGUUUGGCGUUAACCACCUGGGUCACUUUCUGCUGACAAACCUUCUUCUGGACAAGCUCAAAGCCUCGGCCCCGGCUCGCAUCAUCAACCUCUCGUCCUUGGCCCAUGUGGCCGGGCACAUCGACUUCGAGGACCUGAACUGGGAGCAGAGGGUGUUUGACACUAAAGCGGCCUAUUGCCAGAGCAAGCUGGCUGUCGUCCUCUUCACCAAGGAGCUCAGCCGGAGGUUGCAAGGCACAGGAGUGACCGUCAAUGCUCUGCACCCCGGGGUGGCCAGGACCGAGCUGGGCAGACACACUGGCAUGCACACUUCUGCCUUUUCUAGCUUUACGCUCGGACCCAUCUUCUGGCUUCUGGUCAAGAGCCCCCAGUUAGCAGCCCAGCCCAGCACCUACCUGGCAGUCGCCGAGGAACUGGAAGGCGUCUCUGGAAAGUACUUUGAUGGGUUCAAGGAGAAAUCUCCAUCUCCCGAGGCUGAGGAUGAGGAGGUAGCCCGGAAGCUUUGGGCAGCAAGUGCCCACAUGGUGGGAUUGGAGAAUUCCCCUAGGACCUCUGGGAGAGCACCGCCUCACUCCAAAUAAUCUUCAGCAAGUGUGGAAACUAUGGGCAAGGAGACCCAGUCAUCGGGAUGGAGGAUCAUAGGCCGGAGAGAUAGCACAGUG
Molecule: messenger RNA, 1169 nt
Organism: Suncus etruscus (white-toothed pygmy shrew)
Lineage: Eukaryota; Metazoa; Chordata; Mammalia; Eulipotyphla; Soricidae
Gene: RDH13
Product: retinol dehydrogenase 13
Exons: 7
Coding region: 84-1088 (334 amino acids)
Molecular function (GO): oxidoreductase activity
Source: RefSeq, a predicted model, not a curated record